Molecule: messenger RNA, 3553 nt
Organism: Pelodiscus sinensis (Chinese soft-shelled turtle)
Lineage: Eukaryota; Metazoa; Chordata; Testudines; Trionychidae
Source: RefSeq, a predicted model, not a curated record
AUGAAAAUAAGUGACACAGACUCAAAAGAAUUUUAUGCUACCUUUAAAAAGACCUUCAUGCCUGAUUGUCUUUCCAGAAUCAAUAUUUUGGAUGAUGGAAGCCUCCGAAUUGUCAAUGUUACUAAGGCGGAUGCUGGAAGUUAUUCCUGUAUAGCCACAAACCAUUUUGGGACUGCUAGCAGCACGGGAAGUUUGGUGGUGAAAGAUCCAACACGGGUUGUGGUGCCACCUUCCAGCAUGGAUGUCACUGUUGGAGAAAGUAUUGUUCUGCCUUGCCAGGUAUCUCAUGAUCACUCGCUAGAUAUUAUGUUUACUUGGUCAUUUAAUGGACACCUGAUAGACUUUGAGAAAGACGGGGAUCACUUUGAAAGAGUUGGAGGGCAGGAUUCAGCUGGUGAUUUGAUGAUCAGAAGCAUCCAGCUGAAGCAUGCUGGGAAAUACGUCUGCAUGGUGCAAACAACUGUGGACAAGCUAUCAGCUACUGCAGACCUGAUUGUAAGAGGUCCACCAGGCCCACCUGAAGCUGUGACAAUAGAUGAAAUCACUGACACUACAGCUCAGCUAUCCUGGAGGCCAGGAGCAGAUAAUCACAGCCCCAUUACUAUGUAUGUCAUUCAAGCAAGGACACCAUUUUCUGUGGGAUGGCAAGCAGUGAACACAGUUCCAGAUGUCAUUGAUGGCAAGACGUUCACUGCAACCGUGGUGGGCUUAAACCCUUGGGUUGAAUAUGAAUUCCGAGCAGUCGCAGCCAACCUCAUUGGGAUUGGGGAACCAAGCAGAUCAUCUGAGAAACGAAGAACUGAAGAGGCCCUUCCUGAAGUCACCCCAGCUAACGUCAGUGGAGGCGGAGGGAGCAAGUCAGAGCUGGUCAUUACCUGGGAGACAGUGCCUGAAGAGUUACAGAACGGAGGUGGCUUUGGUUACGUGGUGGCAUUCCGGCCCUUUGGCACAAUAAGCUGGAUGCAGACAGUAGUAGCCUCUUCUGAUGCCUCCAGAUAUGUGUUUCGAAAUGAGAGCUUGCCGCCAUUCACUCCCUACGAAGUUAAAGUGGGAGUGUACAACAAUAAAGGGGAAGGUUCUUUUAGCCCGGUGACAGUUGUCUAUUCUGCAGAAGAAGAACCCACCAGAGCACCGACCAAUGUCUUUGCCAAAAGCCUUUCUGCUUCAGACAUUGAAGUUUAUUGGGCCUCUCCACAUGAGACUCAGAGUAAAGGAAGAAUACAGGGUUAUGAGGUUAGAUGUUGGAGACAUGAAGAUAAGGAAGAAAAUGCUAGAAAAAUCAGGACUAUUGGUAAUCGAACAUCUACAAAAGUCACUAAUUUGAAAGGCAAUGCACUAUAUCAUUUAGCUGUCAAGGCAUACAACACUGCAGGGUUGGGACCCUCCAGUGCCACCGUCAAUGUCACGACCAAAAAGCCACCACCAAGUCAGCCCCCUGGAAACAUCAUAUGGAAUUCAUCCGACUCCAAGAUUAUACUGAACUGGGAUCAAGUAAAAGCACUGGAUAAUGAAUCGGAAGUGAAAGGAUACAAAGUUUUAUACAGAUGGAACAGACAGAGUAGCACAUCUGUAAUUGAAACAAAUAAAACAUCUGUGGAGCUUUCUUUGCCUUUUAAUGAAGAUUACAUCAUAGAAAUAAAGCCAUUUAGUGACGGAGGCGAUGGUAGCAGCAGUGAGCAAAUACGAAUUCCAAAGAUAUCAAAUGCAUAUGCGAGAGGAUCUGGUACCUCUACUUCAAAUGCGUGUACAUUGUCAGCCAUCAGCACAAUAAUGAUAUCCCUCACAGCUAGAUCCAGUUUAUGACAAAAAUUGCAUAAAGGACUUCCUGUUUAUAAUAUAAGCAACAUUUAGCUAGUUGUUUUGAAGACACCCAGUACUAAGUAAUAUUGUUGUUCAAGUACAUCUUACUACUGGAAAAAAUGUUUUAUGCUUCUUUAGGAAUGGCAUUAUACAGUACUUCCUCAAAGCAAAUAUAGCUUUGUUUGAAGUUUCCUUGGAAACUCUGCAAUGCACUGAAAACAUCUGUAAUACGAUGUUACCAAAGCAGUUUACAUAUGUCCUUAUAUGCAUAUUUUUUAUUAUAUAUUUAGUGUUUUAUAGAAUUUUUUAAAGUUAACAUAUGAUGUAGAUAUUAAUUUUUCCUCUGCUAUAAAAUGCUACAGACAACACUAUCAUAAAAAAAUAUGGUUUGGAAUUUUUUCCUUUAGGAUUAAGGGUUCAAAGUUGUUGUCAGUAAAUUGGUUACAAAUUUAAUGUACAGUUUUGCAAAGGAAUACAUUGGGAAAACUGUUUAGGAUUUGAUUCGUAACUCAAGGCAGCUGUAUUUAAAUAUAAGUUAUAUGGUUCCUAUGUUAAAUCAAGUGCUUAAGAUAUUUUUCAUUUUGGAUCAGCUGAGCAAGCAAGAUAAAAUUGAGAUAACUUUCAAGAACAGCUACAAACUUCAAAAAUGAACAUACAAAUUUAUGUUCUAAGCCAAUAAUUUAAUUGCAGAUUAAACUUUCAUUUUACUGUAUUUAAGUGGUUUUGUUUUUAUCACAAUUAACAUUAAAUUGGACAUUAUAGUUGACAUUACUUAGUCAUAAUCUCUUCCUAUAAUAACAUAACCAAAAGUUACUGGAGCAAAAGAAAGACCAGAUUCUGAUCUUAGUUACCUUGGUAUAAAUCCAAAGUAAUGCUAGUUUAAAUAAAUUAUUUUUGGGGGGAUUUACACCAAGGAAAUUAUAAUCAUAAUAUGCAUGUCUUUAAGAUUUAAAACUAAAUCUGGCUUCCACUGUCUGAAUAUGUAUUUCUUUUCAGAGUACAUUUUACAUGUAAUUCAUAAAUCUUCAUAAUUUAAUUACAAAAUAAUGUUUGCUUAUAUUAAUGAGUCUUUUAAGUGUAGGUCAUAAACUUAAUCUGCAAAUGCAUCACAUUUCUAGUGAAUAACUCUCUAAAGUACAUUUUUUUCAUGUGUAUGGUCCCUCAAUAGUUCUGUGCUAAGAAGUCUUUGUUUCUUUAGAGACUCUUCAUACAAAUGUUAGAAUCAUAUUGGAAAAUGACAAUACCAACAUCAAAAUAACUCUUCUUGAGUAAAGGACUGUUUGUUACUAUGGGAUAAUUUUGUAAGUGCGCUCAGAUGGACUGAUGCUAGUAAAAAGGCAAUGGAAUUUUCUAUAAAAAUUUUCAAGUUUAAAUGCGCUGCGGUGGUUUAUUUUUUUUCCUGAUAGCUUGAAUAUGCCUGUAACUUGUCUUUUUUGCUUACAAAAUAAUACAAGUUAACUUUUAAACUUCUAAAUAUAUUUAUUCGGUAACUCAUAAUUGGGAUUCCACUUGUGUAAAAGGCAGGGGUGUUAACCAGAGAAAUAUUGUCAGUAUUUCAAGCUGUGUUCCUUUCUUAGUUUGAUAUGGUUACUUCUAUGUAAACACAAAAACAAAAAAAAACACACAAAAACAAGAAAAUAAAGAAAAAAGCCUAUGUAGUUUUCUCCCCCCGUGUAAAUGAUAUUUAUCAGUGAUCUAGCAGAUGUAAUCUUUUUUUAAAGGUAUUGGUAAUAAAUAUUCUGUCAUUUGUAAA